CGCGCUGCGUCGCCUGCGGGCAUGCGAAGAACAGGGCGCGGCGCUGCGCGCGAGGAGCACCCCGAAGGGCCGGGCGCCCCCGCGUCUGGGCACCACCGCCUCGGUGUGCCAGCUCCUGAAAGGCCUUCCCACCAGGACGCCCCUCAAUGGCUCCGGACCCCCGCGACGCGUCGGCGGCUAUGCCACCUCCCCAUCUUCCCCCAAGAAAGAGGCGAGCUCCGGGCGCAGCAGCCGUCGCUACUUGUCUCCUGAGCGCCUGGCCUCUGUGCGUCGCGAGGACCCCCGUAGCCGUACCACAUCUUCCAGUAGUAAUUGUAGCGCCAAAAAAGAAGGGAAAACCAAAGAAGUUAUCUUCAGCAUGGAGGAGGGAUCCGUAAAGAUGUUUCUGCGGGGACGCCCUGUGCCCAUGCUGAUCCCGGACGAGCUGGCGCCCGCCUAUACCCUGGACGCUCGCUCCGAGCUGCCCUCCAGCCGGCUGAAGCUAGACUGGGUUUACGGCUACCGAGGCCGGGACUGCAGGGCCAACCUUUACCUGCUGCCCACCGGGGAGGUGGUGUACUUUGUGGCCUCUGUGGCCGUCCUGUACAGUGUGGAGGAGCAGAGGCAACGACACUACCUGGGGCACAACGAUGACAUCAAAUGUCUGGCUGUCCAUCCGGAUAUGGUCACCAUUGCCACAGGACAGGUGGCAGGCACCACAAAGGAAGGAAAGCCUCUGCCACCUCAUGUGCGUGUGUGGGACUCAGUUUCCCUUUCCACCUUACAUGUCCUGGGCCUGGGGGUGUUUGACAGAGCUGUGUGCUGUGUGGCCUUCUCCAAGUCUAAUGGGGGCAACCUGCUGUGUGCGGUGGACGAAUCCAAUGAUCAUGUGCUCUCUGUGUGGGACUGGGCCAAGGAGAACAAAAUGGUGGAUAGCAAGUGCUCGAACGAGGCCGUGUUGGUGGCCGCCUUCCACCCCACUGAUCCCAGCCUGCUGAUAACCGGCGGCAAAUCCCACGUCUACUUCUGGACCCUGGAGGGGGGCAGUUUGAGCAAGCGGCAGGGCCUGUUCGAGAAACACGAGAAACCAAAGUAUGUGCUGUGUGUGACCUUCUUGGAAGGUGGCGACGUGGUCACUGGAGACUCUGGGGGGAACCUCUACAUCUGGGGCAAAGGUGGAAACCGCAUCACCCAGGAAGUUCACGGAGCCCACGAUGGGGGCGUGUUUGCUCUCUGCGCCCUGCGGGAUGGGACGCUGGUGUCUGGAGGGGGCCGCGAUCGCCGGGUGGUCCUCUGGGGUUCGGACUACAGCAAGGUGCAGGAGGUGGAGGUCCCGGAGGACUUUGGCCCUGUGCGCACUGUGGCAGAGGGCAGGGGAGACACACUGUACGUGGGGACCACCCGUAACUGCAUCUUGCUUGGCUCGGUGCACACAGGUUUCUCUCUGCUUGUCCAGGGCCAUGUGGAGGAGCUGUGGGGCCUGGCCACACACCCGAGCAGGGCACAGUUUGUGUCCUGUGGGCAGGAUAAGCUGGUGCACCUGUGGAGUUCGGAGACGCACCAGCCGGUGUGGAGCAGAAGCAUCGAGGACCCUGCCCGUUCGGCUGGCUUCCACCCCAGCGGCUCCGUGCUCGCGGUGGGCACAGUGACCGGCAGGUGGCUGCUACUGGACACGGACACCCGUGACCUGGUGGCUAUCCACACAGAUGGCAACGAGCAGAUCUCCGUGGUCAGCUUUUCACCAGACGGGGCGUACCUGGCUGUGGGCUCCCACGACAACUUGGUGUACGUGUACACGGUGGACCAGGGUGGCCGCAAGGUCAGCCGCCUGGGCAAGUGCUCGGGCCAUUCCAGUUUUAUAACCCACCUGGAUUGGGCCCAGGACAGCACCUGCUUUGUCACCAACUCUGGAGACUACGAGAUUCUGUACUGGGACCCCGCCACCUGUAAGCAGAUCACCAGUGCAGAAACCGUGAGAAAUGUGGAAUGGGCUACCGCUACUUGUGUCUUGGGUUUUGGAGUUUUCGGGAUCUGGCCCGAGGGGGCGGAUGGCACAGACAUCAAUGCUGUGGCCCGCUCUCAUGAUGGGAAGUUGCUGGUUUCUGCUGAUGACUUCGGCAAAGUGCACCUGUUCAGCUACCCCUGCUGUCAGCCCAGAGCCCUCAGCCACAAAUACGGUGGACACAGCAGCCAUGUGACUAAUGUGGCCUUCUUGUGGGAUGACAGCACGGUCCUAACCACUGGGGGCAAAGACACGAGUGUGCUGCAGUGGCGGGUGGCCUGAAGCGGGGUGUGGGGCCAGGUUAGAGUCCUGUGGCAGGGCUGAGAUCUAUUUUUGGGAGAUGUCUAUUGCGGAGUACAGUAAUAUAUACCCAGAGUAUGUCUAUAGCAGAGGGGUUAUGGGGCGGGCGGGCGAGCAGAUAGACAGAGGUCUCUAUUUAUCGGGGUGGGACGAAUGGGCCACCAUGCCUUGCGGGAGCCACUGGUGUUUGGUUUGGGGUAUUUUUUUUUUAAGUUUAUUCUUUUAUAUCAUUCAGAAUUACAGACUUAUGCACCGA
Apodemus sylvaticus (European woodmouse) is the source of this 2537-nucleotide messenger RNA. RefSeq names its product EMAP like 2 (gene Eml2). The record is from RefSeq and is a predicted model, not a curated record. Gene Ontology annotation, biological process: microtubule cytoskeleton organization. The transcript is spliced from 21 exons. Lineage: Eukaryota; Metazoa; Chordata; Mammalia; Rodentia; Muridae. Bases 359 to 2263 code for a protein of 634 amino acids. Gene Ontology annotation, cellular component: mitotic spindle. Gene Ontology annotation, molecular function: microtubule binding.